Molecule: messenger RNA, 2846 nt
Organism: Oncorhynchus masou masou (cherry salmon)
Lineage: Eukaryota; Metazoa; Chordata; Actinopteri; Salmoniformes; Salmonidae
Product: Kv channel-interacting protein 1-like
Exons: 8
Coding region: 297-947 (216 amino acids)
Biological process (GO): regulation of potassium ion transmembrane transport
Cellular component (GO): voltage-gated potassium channel complex
Molecular function (GO): transmembrane transporter binding; calcium ion binding; potassium channel regulator activity
Source: RefSeq, a predicted model, not a curated record
AGGAGGAUUCAGAAAGUAGAGGAGGAGGAACUAGAGAGGAGGAUUCAGGGAGCAGAAAAACAAGUUCAGAGAGAGAGAGAGGGGAGAGAGAAAGAGCGAAGAUCACAGCAUUUUGAAACAAAGACCAUGGUUUACCGCAGAGAGAAGCACACACUGGUGUAAGAGAACAGCAGGGGCUGAGACCCGCCUGUAGAGGGGUAGAGAACAGACUAACAGCGAGGAACUCAGAAAGACAGUGAAGGAGAGAGGCCGAGAAAUCCAAAGUCUUGUGAAGAGAAGAGGACCGAGACAUUGAGAUGGGGGUUGUGCUGGGGACUUUCUCCGUGCACACCAAACAGGUCGACUACAGAAGACGAGACAAGAUUGAUGAUGAGUUGGAGAUGACCAUGGUCUGUCACAGGCCAGAGGGUCUGGAGCAGUUGGAGGCCCAGACCAACUUCACUAAGAGAGAGCUACAGAUCCUCUACCGAGGCUUCAAGAAUGAGUGCCCGAGUGGAGUGGUGAAUGAAGAAACAUUUAAACACAUCUACGCCCAGUUCUUCCCCCACGGAGAUGCCAGCACUUAUGCUCAUUACCUCUUCAAUGCGUUCGACACGACAAGCAAUGGAUCCAUCAAGUUUGAAGAGUUUGUAAUGGGACUGUCGACACUGCUGCGGGGCACUCUGAGAGACAAGCUGGAGUGGACUUUCCAUCUGUAUGACAUCAACAACGAUGGCUACAUUAACCGCGAGGAGAUGACUGAGAUUGUGAGGGCCAUUUACGACAUGAUGGGGAAAUAUACCUACCCUGCACUCAAGGGAGAUGUCCCGAAGCAGCAUGUGGAUGCUUUCUUCCAGAAAAUGGAUAAAAACAAAAAUGGAGUUGUGACUUUAGAGGAAUUUGUUGUCGCAUGCCAGGAGGAUGAAAUGAUGAUGAGAUCCAUGCAGCUCUUCGAAAAUGUGAUGUAAAAAGGGCGCCUGGCGGAAGGCAGGGGAGAGAGAGUGUUGAAAGAAAUCGAGAGAGAAUUCUGCGUGUGUGUGCUUCAGUCCGUGCGCUCCAGUGCGUACGUCCGAGCACGCGUUUUGUUUAUCUGUGUGUGUCUGUCAGAGUGGAUGAAUGUGUAUGUAUGUCUAUCUCUCUCAUCCUCUCAUCUAACUUGUCAGCGUCCAUGUGUUUGCCAAACAAUGUCUCUGCCUGGCUCCAUGCUGUUCUAUUGGAUCAAAUGAAGCCAGAACCGCCCAAAUGACCAGCUGAGAGCAACAAGCUCUCACAGUCUCGCUGCAGAAUUAGACAUUCAUCCACGUUCUCAAAACAUCAAAUUUCUAAGUGUUUUUGUUGCUCAUGCUGCUCUGUAUCGUUCCAUUUCUCCAAACAUCAAAUUUAGCAGUUAAGGGUUAGGUUUAGGCACUCAUUCUGAAUGGUUAAGGUAAGGGUUAAGGUUUGGGAUAGGGUUCAAAUUAAAAAUGUAAAACCAAUAUCCCCGACUGUAAUCAAACACGCAACCUUUUGAUCCAGAGUCACGGGAUUACCCAAGCCUACUUGAUGGUAAUAGCACUCCCUGUUGCCCCUAGCGGCCAGUUUUGAAGGCAUUUCCUAACGUCCUCAAGUCAAAUUUCCACGCCAAUCUUGAAUGACCUGGCUGCUGAGAGACCCCUGGACUUGAUUGUCAUAUUGCUGAGCCCGGGAGCAUGCAGGUGAAUUAUCUGGAUAAUGCUUCCUGCCUUUUUAUGUGACAUGAAGGUUUGUAAAUCAGAUGAUCAUACAACACAGACUGAAGUGUGAAACAGCUGAGAAAUCUCAAACCUAUACGCUGCUUCCCGCUUAAUAUGUGGAAACCCUACCUCCGGAAACUACACUGGGCUACUUUGGGUUCUUUUGACUUUGUUCUUUUUGCCAAAAUAGAUGCAUGCUUGACCCAGAGGGAUCCCUCCCAUAGAAAUAGAAUCGUGAUUCUACUCUAUGCGCCCGACCAUCCAUGUGCUUGACCGGGACAUGGACCUUUAAUAACCUCUUGACCUCUGUAUUUAACUCAUGCGUCCAGUGAAUGAUUUAUGGACCAAUGUGAUCUACUUAUCUACUUGUUUAUUAACGUGUUUAUGCUGUAAAAUAGGAGGUUGUCCGAAUGUAUUAUUUGUUGGUUUUAAGUGUCAUAUGUCGUGUCCGUUUUACUAUUGUCAUGGUGACCUCCGUACCUCUGUGUUGGCUUUGCUGUCGCUCUCCCGUCUAUUCCUGUAGUUGUCUGUGUGUCCCUGACGGUUGCCUGUUAUAAUGUGUGCUUACAAAUACACCCAAUAGACUUGGUUUAUGACUAUGAUGAUACAUAAUCUUGUAUGUUGGCUGGAUCUAACUAAUGAUGGGAAAUGACCAUCUGCGUAAUGCAAUGUGAAUGGUGUGACUUAUCUGCUGAAGUGUACAUUUACAGUAUAUAUGUGUCUAAACCCAUUGAGGAAAACAGAAAUGUGAACUAAGUAUUAUUAUGGAGUGAGGGAAUGUGUCAGUAAAACAAAGGUAUGGAGAGACACUGAGACACAGUAGUUAGCUAUAAAAAAAUAUAUAAAAAAUGAUCACAGACCAACGCCACCACUCUCCUAAUGUCGAACAAUUAUUAUUUUUCUUCAAGGAAUUACUCAUUUGUGUUGACUUUGUCAGUUCCUCCUCAGUGUAUAAGAUGGUAAAUAUAUUGAAAUAGUUUAGCUCCGGGUUUCAAAGGGGCAAAACAAUAUGAAUACAAAAUGUAAGCAACAGGUGCACCUCAUACAAAACUAUCUCAGACUGGGACCGAUGGAAAGAUUUAGAUUGGAGAGAGUUUCAGCUUUAAUGUUAUGUUGUACAGUGCAAAUGCUAUCAAUAAAAUGUUUUAGAGAAUA